AUCAACAUCGAAUGCCGGGACGCAAACGGCGGCGUGUCGCGCUCCAGUGUCACGACCAGCAGCGUCCCGCCCGGCGGCGGCGCAGCCUCUGCGGUGCCCUCUGCAGUGUCAAGCGCGCCCGCCGCCCUCGGCCGCGGCGACGACAAUAGCGGUGUGGGACAGCCGGCGUCGCCGGCGGCGCCGGCCGUGCGGAGCGGAGCGGGGGCGGUGCGGCUGGCUGUCGGGGGCGUGGCGGCUGCGGCGGCGCUGGGGUUGCUUCUGUGA
Messenger RNA from Monoraphidium neglectum, 264 nucleotides. RefSeq lists its product as hypothetical. The transcript has a single exon. The record is from RefSeq and is a predicted model, not a curated record. The annotation marks the transcript as partial. Lineage: Eukaryota; Viridiplantae; Chlorophyta; Chlorophyceae; Sphaeropleales; Selenastraceae.